GCAGUGGCUGUUUCUUUAGGCCAAUUCAUUCAAUAUAAUUUUUCGAUCAUCUCAUACGAAGACACAAAUAACAUCACACUUGACACUGAUGGAACCGUAAUUCGUUACUACCAUCAGGUUUUAUCACUUCGCAAGCCUACAUAUAAGAAGGAAAGGUUUAGUUUAUAUGAUCACGUGGUUCAAUUAUUACCGUGCCACCCACCGGCGAAAUCUUUCGCGCCAUCCUUUGAGGGAUCGUUCUUCUUCACUUUAACGAACACAGAAAACGAUUUUCUGGGGGUGAUAAUAAGAUUUAUCGCGUAUGACCAAAAAAUGGGAGAAGGCUUUGACGAAGCAUUUACAACCGAAUUCCGCAAGAGAUACUCGGGCAAGUGGAGAGGAAUGUAG
Acaulospora morrowiae is the source of this 387-nucleotide messenger RNA. The record is from the annotation of a GenBank genome assembly. NCBI's taxonomy places the organism in Eukaryota, Fungi, Glomeromycota, Glomeromycetes, Diversisporales, Acaulosporaceae.